ACGAAUUCCAAGUUUUUGCUGCUUGAUAUCGGAUGCACUCAAGACCAUAUUUUGUUGUUUUUGGUAUAGGUAGAGUCAAAAUAUUCUUUCCUCUCAGUGAAUAACUGGAAUUACGAAGAACAAAAAGUUCUUUUAGAUAUCCAGGAUACAUAGAAACAAAUAAGCUCUUUAAAACUACCGUUAGAGUUUUGAUAAGUCUUCCAGUAUAUAAGGAUGCUAUCUUUGCUUUCUUUAACAGAUCAUUAUAACUAGACAGUGGAUCAUUAAGAAUAAAUCGUAAAAUACGUUUGUUCAAAGACUCUGUUAUCACAAUUUCUAGUACCAGAAAAAUGCCAAAUAAGAGAGCAAUAUUGAAAGUGUGGUAGAAAAAAAGCUUUAUAUAAAUGCAGCAUUACAUUACUGGUAAUAAUGUUUUUAUAUCUCUAAGAACACCAAAUCAUUUAUUAACCUUUUCACAUAUCUGUGAGAAGUGACAAUUAAAACUCAAAUCCUUGUCGAUAGUUACACCCAAUAAUUCGAUUGAAUUCUUAACUGGGAAAGAAAAUUCAUAUUCACUAUUUGCACCAAUCAUCAUUGCCUGAUGCUUGUCUGGAUUUACAAUCAUGCCAUUUCGCUCAUACCAACUGUUAGCAAUUCCAAGUUCAUAUUCCAGCCGUGUGUUAAGCAUUAAUUUCGAGGUCCUUGUCAGACAAGUACAACUGUUGAUCAUCGGCAUAGGCAUUCAAGUUUGCCUGCUUAAUGUGAUAGAAUAAAUCAUUGAUGUGAAUGUUGAAAAAUAUGGGGCCAUUAGGACACUUCCCUGGGGGACUCCUCUUCUCACUAACUCCCAUUCAGAAAAUGUGUCUUCAAUACUCACACACUGUGUUCUUGCAAAAAGGUAGCUCCUCAAGAGUCCAAUGCUCAUUCUCGCCAAGACCAUAAGCCUUAAGUUUGGCAAGCAAGAGAGGACGAGGGAAACUGUCAAAGGCCUUUGAUAAGUCCCUAGAAACAGUUGCCACAGUUUAUUUACUAUCAGGACUUUUCCUCCAGUCUUCUAUCUGCAGUCUUAAUAAAGAGAUGGAUUUUCAAGCAGAGCCUCGCCAAGUCAGCUUCCUCAGUGAUCAUAACUACUGGAUUUCGUGUGAAUCCCCAAGAGCCAAUGGACUGAUAUCAGAGCAAAUGCAACCAUUUGAUGAAGUUAUCCUGGAUUUCAUGAAAGAACAAGAUAUUCCAGGGGCUAGUGUUGCCAUAAGUAGAGGAGGAGCAGUGAGAUAUUGUCAAGGUUAUGGCUGUGCUGGCACAGGAAGGAAAGUUCAACCAGAUUUAAUGUUCAGGAUUGCUAGUAUCAGCAAAACAAUUACUGCUGUUGGUGUUAUGAGACUUGUUGAAGAAGGGAAAUUGUCUCUGGGAGAUAGAGUAUUUGGUCCAAAUGGAAUUUUAAAGGAGCACAGCCCCACAGAAAAUGGUGAUAUUCGACUCUUAGACAUCACACUGAAACAAUUGCUUCAUCAUUCAGCUGGAUGGGACCGAGACAGGGCUGGGGACCCUGUGUUCUGGAAGGUUGGAAAACAUAUGAAUGUUGCUGAACCUGUGGCACCUAGUGUACUUAUACAGUACAUGAUGGGAAGAAAACUUCAGUUUACUCCAGGAAGAAGACAUGCUUAUUCCAACCUUGGUUAUACAGUUUUGGGACAAGUCAUUGAGAGAGCGACUGGUCAAAGAUAUGAAGAAUUUAUGACGACUCUUUUGAAUGUCAUGGGAAUGAAGCAAAUGAAAAUUGGCAGAACUCGGAAGAACGAACUCAGUGACAAGGAGGUGGAAUAUUUUCACAAUCGUCACCCCAGGAUGGUGAAGUCGAUAUUUCCUGACGGGUGUAAAGUGCCACCACAGUAUGGAAGGUGGACCAUGGAAGAGGCGGACGCCCAUGGGGGGUGGAUCGCAACUGCUUCUGACCUGUUGAAGUUUCUCCUCUCCCUAGAAUCAGGAGUGAGUGGAAACAGAAUCAUCUCACGCGAAACUUUCCAAAAAAUGCUCGACAAGCCGUUAUUUGAGAAGGAUACAGAAGAAUGGUACGGGUUUGGUCUCGACAUCUGGGACAAUGGAAGCUCUUGGGGUCACAGUGGACAGAUGGAGGGUACCUCGGGUGUUUUGACACGCCAGUGCGAGGGGUAUGCUUGGGCACUGUUGUUCAAUUCUUGGGCUAAAGAUCUAGAUCUUGAUGGUCUGGUAAAGUACGCGUUGAGUCGCCUGUUAUCUGUUUCGAUACAGCCAGAUUUUGGCGGUAUAUUUCCGAGCAGUAUUCUAACGGAAGACAAACGACAAUUGAUUACAAUAAUGGUACCAAAAAGCCAUUUCUGGCCAUUGUACGAGGAUGUUAAGAGUCGAGGAUUUGAAUUAACAUGGCUGAACGCCUAUAGAUUCGCGGAUGCUUUAUACUUCAAUACGAUUUUUUUCCAGAACGCUAAUUUCAACUCGGCCAUGUCUGUUUAUAUUGGACUUACAAAGGAUGCUUGCCGCGAAACACUGAACAAUCUUGUCGGUCUACGGCCUGUCCAUAUCGAAACUUACGUUGAUGACAACGACUUACUUUUCGCACUGCUGGUAACCUCCAGUAAUGAAGUGUCGUGGACAUUAGAUUUGGAUCUGACCGUGGCUCAACAUCGAAAAAAUAUGCCCGUGAUGUUUAAAAGUGGUUUUAAUCUCACUGUACAGUGCUUGACCGAGUACAAAGGCCGGCUACAUGUCUCAGUUCUGUACGAAAAGGUCGCGAAUGGCGAAUGUAUUGCAGAAUUUGACCUGAAACCAGAUUAUUAUCAGUUUGAAUUUCACAGACAGGCAAAAGAGGGAUUGGUGUUAUCUUACGCCAAGGCCUAUCACGUGAAAGGUCAACCUCGAUUUAGUGUGAUUUGGACCAAUGAGAAGGCAGAAAUCAGCAGAACACGACACAACGUGUCCAAAUAUGGCUUUUUGUUUGAAAUGAGAGAAGCGGCAAAAAAGAACUGUUAUGCUAAGUGUGUGAGUUGUUAUAACAAUGAAGAUGUUCUCAACUUUUUAGCAUCGUGGAACAAAUAAAUCUCAACGUCCAUUUCGUUCAAUGAAUGAAGCAUUGUAUUUCAGUAUUUUUGCCUGGAGGAAAGAACUGCUUAAUUUGUGGUGCUGCACUGUACCAAGAACCUUUAAUGUUACGUGUUCUUAACCAAGAAGUAAUGGUUAGGUCUCUCGUAUUUGACGUGUCAGGCACUUGUCCAGUAUAUGUCUUAAGAUAUUAUGGGAACUACACAUUUAAAACCCGUUCAUCGAAUACAUAUUUUAAUGGAUUUUUCUCUUAAAUUUCUUUACCACAAUGUGUUUGCUGUAGUUUCAUCUGCGCUAGUUCGCUUGGGGCAAACUUUAUCAUGGUCAGUUGAAUUCUGAGGUAUUUCACAACUCCCUGAGGUUACUUUUCCAAGCAGUAUCGUCGUCGAUUUACAUGCGCACUCAGUGUAUGCACAUAGGUAAUCUGUGAAAAUUGUUUUCGCGACUGGUACACAAAUUAGAUAUUUCAUUAUUUCAGUUCCAAGUUAUUCGAUCUAAAGAUCUGUUACUCAAUAAAUAUAUAGUUAAAUA
Messenger RNA from Stylophora pistillata, 3585 nucleotides. RefSeq lists its product as uncharacterized. Lineage: Eukaryota; Metazoa; Cnidaria; Anthozoa; Scleractinia; Pocilloporidae. The record is from RefSeq and is a predicted model, not a curated record.